AAAAGGGGGAGGUGAAAGCCGGCGUCGAUUUACAGGCCAAAACGCUUCUCUCUCUCUCUCUCUCUCUCUAAAGAUUAGAGAGUCUGGUCUCGUCUAAUUCCCGAAAUAAUAAGAUAGAAAAUGAAGUUGAUUCCGACGGUGCUGUGCCUUUUGUGUCUUCUCUCACAUUCUAUUUUCAGAUCAGCUGCUUCUUCUCCCAGCAAUCAAUUUCUUGGAAUCGCUCCCCAAGAUGAGAAAUACUACAAGUCGUCGUCGGAGGUGAUCAAAUGUAAAGACGGAUCCAAGCAAUUCAGCAGAGCUCAGCUCAACGAUGACUUCUGCGAUUGCCCCGAUGGUACCGACGAGCCUGGUACUUCCGCAUGCCCAGCCGGCAAGUUCUAUUGUCGAAAUGUGGGUCACGCUCCUCUCCAGCUAUUUUCAUCCAGAGUCAAUGAUGGCAUUUGCGACUGCUGCGAUGGGAGUGAUGAAUAUGAUGGUAAAGUACAUUGCCCAAAUACAUGUUGGGAGGCUGGGAAAGUGGCUAGAGAUAAGCUCAAAAAGAAGAUUGCUACUUACCAAGAGGGAGUUACAAUACGAAAACAGCAAGUUGAACAAGCACAACUAGCCAUGGCUAAAGAUGAGGCAGAACUCUCAAAGCUGCAAAGUGAACAGAAAAUACUAAAACGACUUGUUGAACAGCUCAGAGAGCGCAAAGAACAAAUAGAAAAGGCUGAGGAGAAGGAGCGAUUACAGAAAGAAAAGGAAGAGCAGGAGAAAAAAGAAGUGGAAGAGAAAGCUAAGCAGGAUAAAACUAAACCUGAAGAGGAAGCGAAGAAGGAAAAAAAUGAAGAGAGUGCUCAAGACAAACCUAUAGAAAGUCAACACGAUGAUAAUGUUGGGAAUUUGGACGAUCCACAUUCACACCAGGAUACAGCCGAGAAACAUGAUGACUUGGCUACUGAAGAUGGUAGUGUCAGUACUCCUGAACAUACGGGAUCACCAGUUGAUGGCGUACAACAGGAAGCAAUAAAGCUGAAGAUAGAGUCUGUUGCUACAACUGAACCUGACUUUGAUGGCGGAAGCAAGGUGCCUCAUGAUGAGGGAAUUGAUGCAUCUGAAAACACAGAGUCAUUGUCAAAGGAAGAGUUAGGCCGCCUUGUUGCUUCUCGCUGGACUGGGGAAGAUACAUCAAAGGAAUCAGGGGAAGUUGACGCUACAGAAGAUUCUCAUGAAGAUCAUGAAGAGUUGCCUAAGGAGACCCAUGAUGAACAGUCUGAUGGCUAUGCUUCAGAAACUGAUGAUGAUGAUCAUAAGUAUGAUGAUGAAGAGGUAGAAAAUGAGGCAGAUAAUGAUUUUGACGUGGAGGAUCACAGUGAUGCCGGUUCCUCAUACAAAUACGAGUCAGACACUGAUUCAGACUUGUCUGACGUAACAUCAAGUAACCCAUCUUGGCUGGAGAAGAUACAAAGCACUGUGCGGAACAUUCUGCAAGUUGUUAAUUUAUUCCAGACGCCAGUGAACCGAUCAGAAGCGGCUACUAUACGGAAGGAGUUUGAUGAAUCCAGUGCCAAGUUGUCCAAGAUAGAGGCAAGAAUAUCAAGUUUGACACAAAAGCUAAAACAUGAUUUUGGACCAGAUAAGGAGUUCUAUUCAUUCUAUGGUCGUUGUUUUGAAAGCAAGCAGAAUAAGUAUGUCUACAAAGUGUGCCCAUAUAAGCAAGCUUCCCAGGUGGAGGGGCACUCUACAACUCGCCUAGGGAGCUGGGACAAAUUUGAGGACUCCUAUAAGGCCAUGAUCUUUGCAAAUGGUGAUAAAUGCUGGAAUGGGCCUGAUAGAAGUCUGAAGGUCAGGCUUAGAUGUGGGUUGAAAAAUGAGGUUGCUGAUGUUGAUGAACCAAGCCGCUGCGAGUAUGUGGCAUUAUUAUCAACUCCAGCUAUCUGCUUAGAGGAAAGACUUCAGGAGUUGCAACAUAAAUUAGACUUGUUGAUCAAAGAACAACCACAAGGCCAUGAUGAACUUUGAAUUGUCGUGAUGCAACCUCUGGAGAGUGUUGUGAAGGAUUCCAAGGAAGCUUCAACUGUCCCCUCUGGAGUUUAAUAGCGUCAAACAGAAUGGUGGGGAGCUCAAAAAUAUAAAGUCUAGUUGAUGGCAACAGCUGACAUUUAAAGAUUGAUCCUCUGAUACAUUUUUGAAAUGAGCAAUUAGACUAGUAAUUUGAGAUAUGAUAUGGCUGUAACUUGUAAUGUAGUUUCUAAAUAUUGUUACGAGGACACUGA
Argentina anserina (silverweed cinquefoil) is the source of this 2255-nucleotide messenger RNA. RefSeq names its product glucosidase 2 subunit beta. Gene Ontology annotation, cellular component: glucosidase II complex. The transcript is spliced from 17 exons. Lineage: Eukaryota; Viridiplantae; Streptophyta; Magnoliopsida; Rosales; Rosaceae. Gene Ontology annotation, biological process: N-glycan processing. The record is from RefSeq and is a predicted model, not a curated record. Bases 121 to 2001 code for a protein of 626 amino acids.